This is a messenger RNA of Fusarium verticillioides 7600, 3048 nucleotides long. RefSeq lists its product as hypothetical. Lineage: Eukaryota; Fungi; Ascomycota; Sordariomycetes; Hypocreales; Nectriaceae. The record is from RefSeq and is a predicted model, not a curated record. The transcript is spliced from 4 exons. The coding region runs from base 817 to 2781 and encodes 654 amino acids.
CCUGCCCCCGACGCUAAAAAGCUUGUCUGCAACAAGCAUCCACUCAAUUAUCAUUGCAUCAAUUGACCUUGAGUACCGGAUGAUGCUUCUGUCGCACACGCCCUCUCGUUUCAGCCUGUCCCUCUUCAACACCGCUUCGUGCUCGUUUCUCGCCCAGUCAUAUCAUGCUCACCUUGACUCACACCGCUGCUCUGUGCAAUCUCGCCAGUGCUACUCGGUACAAAACCAAGCAUCUGACACUGGCGAUCCAUUCCCCGCAAGCAAAGGCGCCAAGGAAAUUGGCGCAUACGUCAUAUUCACAGGUACAGCACAAGAGCUUUUGUCUUUCCGUUGACAUGUUGGAGCUAUAAAAUACCUGAAGCUGGCCAAGCCGGAUGCAACCGAAGGGGGCGCAGUCAUCUCACUUAGUACCGUACACAGCCCCAAACAGAUCGUCGUUUUGUCAAACCCCCACCCAAACUUCCUGCAAGUCAUGCCAACUGAGCUCGUUUGGGGUAUCACGAUGACCGUGCAGAGAAGAGACAACUUUCACCACUGGGCAGGCAGCAGAUCAAAGGAGCAAUGCAGGGUGGCAAUAAGCAUAAAUGCGAUUGAGUUGAUGGAAAAGAGCUUGGUGAAAUGGCUGUGUCUUCAAGGUCAACUGCUCUCUACUUGUAGGAUACUAUCAUCGACCUGAGGGCUUCGAUCCACAAACCCAGCUAAGAUGAGAGCUCCACCCCGCUUCCGUGAAUAAAACAUGUGCUGAGACGCAACUUCUUGGUGGCUGCACUUGUUUCUUUGUCGCGUACAUUUGAUCUACGUUUCUGUGAGAGUACGAUGAGCCAAGAUCUAGAUGGCCUUUCCUCAGAUUUCAGGAACACCUUCGAGCCAGACGAGAGCACUUUGCUGAAUGAUGCGACUGCAAGUUUUAGGACUGAGACAGAUACUGAGCACGAGAGCGAAUGGCCUCAACCCUCCAUCUUCAUCACCCUGCAUCGCAUAAGGAAAUUUGUAUUGGCAAGCAUAGAUGAUCCCUACUCUCUGGAACAGCUGAAGAGUCCACGAGUCAACCACCUCAUUGUCCGUCCGCUAGUAGAGCGUCUGUAUGAUGAGAAUGACUACUCCAUUGUCUACUGUCUUCUCGCAAACCGAGUACAGUUCCUACGCGAACAGUCCAGCGUCAUCGACCAGAGCACCAGCAUAGCGCGCGCAACAUUAUGCGAGCUCUUAGCUAUCAAGAUUCUGCGCAACUUUCACGAUGAUAAUCCAGGUCUAGACGGUCUCUUGCUACUCUCCAAGAUGCUGGUCCAGGGCUUUGAUCCCUUCCAUGGCGCUCCUCCUGAAGUUGAACAGUACGGGCGCUAUCCGCAAUGGCCGAUUCAGAAGCGUGGUGGCCAUGAGAGGAAGCUGACAGCACUCGAACUCGCCAUCAUAUCCGAGAGCAAGAAUUUUGUCAGUUCUUCGGGGUGUAGACGAGUGAUUGAUGCAGUGUAUCGUGGCCAGAUCGUCUACACCCCUCUGUCGUUUGUUGAUAUACUCCCAAACCAUUAUGAGUAUCUCCCUGUGUCUUUAUAUGAGCCGCGAAAGGCACCGCUGCUUGACCAUCACCGUCUCGUGGUUCCGCGCACCCGGUACAUGAUCGAGCUAGUGCACUACAUCAUCCUUACUCUUCUGUAUGUUUACACGAUGCAGUAUCGUGAUCCUGAGAACUUGACUGGAAAUGAGGUUGUUUUCAUUCUCUAUUCUGCUGGUUGGGUACUCCAUGAACUUGCUGCCAUCAUUGAGCAUGGAUGGAUGAUUCACUCACAGACGUUAUGGUCGUUCUUGGAUCUCUCAUACACGGUCAUCUUUAUGGCGUACAUUACUGAUCGGGCAUAUGAGCUGGCUGUAAGCAGCGUGCAGAAUGGCAUGGCACAUAACAUACUCUGUCUCGCAGCUCCAAUUCUUCUGACCCGACUGGCCUUCAACAUCUUGCCAGACCAUAUCGUCUUCAUUUCACUGCACGCCAUGAUGAAAGAGUUUCUGAUCCUCACAUUUCUCGCGAUAUGGUGUUUCACAGGGUUCCUGUUAGCGCUGCAGUGGCUUUCUCCAGGGGAAGGGUCCAUUCCGGACGAUUUCACCAUCAUCAAAUGGCUACUGUGGAUCUGGUUCGGACUGGAUGGAACAGGAAUUGAGGAAUCCAUACAGUUUCAUGCCAUUCUGGGUCCGGCACUGACAAUCGCGUUUGCCUUUCUCGGCAACACUCUAUUUCUCACCAUCCUUGUUUCACUCCUCACCAACCGGUUCAGCACCAUCGUCACAUCUGAGGAUGUUGAGAUCCAGUUCCGAAAAACCGUCCUCACGUUUGAAGGCGUGAAAAGCGAUGCGAUCUUUGCAUAUCCACCACCCUUCAACCUAUUUGCUCUGCUGAUACUGCUUCCUAUCAAACCAUUCCUGUCGCCGCUCGAGUUCUACUCGAUCCACGUGUUUCUCGCACGACUUGUUAAUGCACCUCUUUUAUUUUGCGUUGGCUUCUAUGAGCGUCGACGCCUAUGGACUUUUGGACCAGACGCAGCAAAAGUUUCGAGAAUGUGGAAGUUCACGGGUUUCUCUCCGCACGGUGACAUACAGGCUGUGUUUGAAGUUGAAGCCCCGGCGGAAGUUUUGCGAGAGGCUGAUGAAUUGGAUGGCUUGAGCGAAAUGGGCUUUUCUGAUGGUGAUGCCGUAUCAAGACUUUCUCGAGAAAGGGAAAUAAGAGCACCGGUUGUAUUUAGUCUGAGCAAUGCAGGGACAUGGUCUCCAGGACAAGCACCCGUAGUUUGAUCCUGCUACAUAGAUAUCGUGUUUUCCGUGUCUACCCAAACCAUCUUUCCCUCAAACCACGUCUUCAGAACUUUCGCUCCAUCAAAGUCACCACGACUCAAAUCCCGAUCAACAGCAAUAAAAUUCGCCUUCUUUCCUAUCUCAAUACUUCCCAUCUCUGAACCCUUUCCUACAGCCUCAGCACCUGCUUGCGUUAUGAUACGGCAUAUCUUUGCACCUCCAACCUCUUUCGCAGUCUUGCCCUCUUCUGUACCAAAGCGCUCCACG